CAAAAGGCCAGUGCUGGUCCUCCAGAAUGAAGCGCUUUACCCGCAGCGGCGUUCCUACACCAGCGAGGAUGAAGCUUGGAAGUCGUUCCUGGAAAACCCGCUCACUGCAGCCACCAAAGCCAUGAUGAGCAUCAAUGGGGACGAGGACAGUGCAGCGGCGCUGGGGCUGCUCUAUGACUACUACAAGGUUCCUCGAGAGAGGAGGUCAUCAACAGCGAAGCCCGAGAUUGAGCACCCUGAGCCGGAUCACAGCAAAAGAAACACCAUUCCCGGCGUGCCCGAGCAGUCCCUCAUCACCGCCGGAGAGAACAGAGUGCAGGUCCUGAAGAACGUGCCCUUUAACAUCGUCCUGCCCCACGGCAACCAGCUGGGCAUCGAGAAGCGCAGCCACCUGACGGCGCCCGACACCACCGUCACCGUCUCCAUAGCAACCAUGCCCACCCACUCCAUCAAGACAGAAAUCCAGCCGCACGGCUUCGCAGUAGGGCUUCCCCCGGCCGUGUAUCACCCCGAGCCCGCCGAGCGGGUGGUUGUCUUCGAUCGGAACCUCAACGCCGAGCAGUUUGGCUCCGGGGCUCAGCCCCCCAAUGCACAGCGGCGCACCCCGGACUCCACCUUCUCCGAGCCCUUCAAGGAGGGCGUGCAGGAGGUUUUCUUCCCCUCGGAUCUCAGCCUGCGGAUGCCUGGCAUGAACUCAGAGGACUAUGUGUUUGACAGUGUUUCUGGGAACAGCUUCGAGUACACCCUCGAAGCUUCCAAAUCGCUGCGGCAGAAGCCCGGGGACAGCACGAUGACGUACCUGAACAAAGGCCAGUUCUACCCUGUCACCCUGAAGGAGGCGAGCAGCACCGAAGGCAUCCACCACCCCAUCAGCAAAGUUCGCAGUGUGAUCAUGGUGGUUUUUGCCGAGGACAAGAGCAGGGAGGACCAGCUGCGGCACUGGAAGUACUGGCACUCCCGGCAGCACACCGCGAAACAAAGGUGCAUUGACAUCGCUGACUACAAGGAGAGCUUCAACACCAUCAGCAACAUCGAGGAGAUCGCCUACAACGCCAUCUCCUUCACCUGGGAUAUCAACGACGAGGCCAAGGUCUUCAUCUCCGUGAACUGCCUGAGCACCGACUUCUCCUCACAGAAGGGCGUCAAGGGGCUGCCGCUCAACAUCCAGAUCGACACCUACAGCUACAACAACCGCAGCAACAAGCCGGUGCACCGCGCCUACUGCCAGAUCAAGGUCUUCUGUGAUAAGGGAGCUGAGCGGAAAAUCAGGGACGAGGAGAGAAAGCAAAGCAAGAGAAAAGUGUCCGACGUGAAGGUGCCGCUGCUCCCGUCGCACAAGCGCAUGGACAUCACGGUCUUCAAGCCCUUUCUCGACCUCGACACGCAGCCGGUGCUCUUCAUCCCCGACGUGCACUUCGCCAACCUGCAGCGGGGCGUGCAUGUUCUUUCCAUUGCCUCAGAAGAAUUAGAGGGUGAAGGGUCCAGCCUGAAACGGGGCCCAUAUGGGACAGAAGAUGAGUUCACCACCCCGCCCUCCGCCAAGCUGACCCGGCUAGAGGAACCAAAGAGAGUGCUGCUGUAUGUGCGGAAGGAGGCGGAGGAGGUCUUCGAUGCCCUGAUGCUCAAAACCCCGUCCCUGAAGGGCUUGACCGAGGCUAUCUCCGACAAGUACGACAUCCCGCAAGAUAAGAUUGGGAAAAUAUUCAAGAAGUGCAAGAAAGGCAUCCUGGUGAACAUGGACGACAACAUCGUGAAGCACUACUCCAACGAGGACACCUUCCAGCUGCAGAUGGAGGAGGCCGGGGGAUCGUACAAGCUCACGCUCACGGAGAUCUAGGGCCCAGCCCCGGCCCCGGCCCCGGGUUCACAGCCGGUGUCCUGCGCCGUCACUGCCGUCACCCGCUUUGAGACAGGUGACAUGAGGGAGGGGAUCCCUUCCGCCCUGAGACAAACGCCUUGAACGUGGGAGCGCACUUCGCAGAGGAUGGAGGAGCGGACGUCCUCACCCGGCUCUGGCGGCCCUGUGUUGCCGCGGCGCCCAGGGUCAGGGUGCGAGGCUGUCGGCCCUGUCUACACCCGCAGGGACCACGCAUGGGGGUGCAGGAGACCCCUGCGGGCUCUGAGGGUUGUGAGCCCAGCCCACCCCACGCCCAUGCUCCCCACUUCAUGUUUACUCCACGGGGCGCUGAGCUGGGCCUGGCCUGCAAUCUUCUCGUGAACUCCGUGGGUCACAGCGUAGGCCGCCUUGCAUGUAAAGUGCAAUAUCCACGUGAAGGUCUGUGUGUAAAUGUGUACAUAGAGGCUGAUACAAAUGUCUAAUAUAUUCCCGCGGGGGCUGUGGAGCACAGCGAGCAUGCGCAGCCGCCGCCCGCGCAGAGGCCGGGUUCCUGGGCUCACAGGCAGCUAAACCCCAGCAUAGCAAGGCCCGGCUGAUGACCAGCUCCGCUGGCCACACCACAGGCUGCUGUGUGGACGAGGGCACGACACCGAUGCCGGUCUGUCCCAGUGCUGGGCACCAGGGGUCCUGGCCCAUGCAGAGCAAGCAGCAGAAAGGAUCGCGAACCCGGAAUGGACCUCUUCCUCCUCUUCCUGAUCUAACAGAUGGUUCCCACCUAUCAUCUCAGCACUCAGGAGGCUGAGGCAGAAGGAUCGCUUGGAGUUCAAGGCCAGCCUGGGCUAUAUAGUCCUAACCAGUUGGGACUACAGAGCAAGAUUCUGUCUCGAAAGACCAAAAUGAAAGAAAUGGUUUUUGAAGUUUGAUUAUUUGUAAGGUUUACAAUUGUAGAAAGCAUUUGUGAAUUUCUGAGACUCUUAUCAGUGUGCCAGGGCCCACUGUUUUGUACAUGUGUUUAAAUAUAUAAAACAACCCUUCAAAUGUAAUUUUAUAAUAGAAACACUAAGAGAAAUGGAAUCACGGGUAUCUGUAGCUUCAGGGAGCAGCUAGGAUAGGUCGUUUGUCUCAGCAGCAUUGACAGUUGCAUGUUUGGGUUUAAUAUUCCAAUGAAGUAUGUGAACUAAAUCACUGGCUUUCAGAGAUAUGGGACACGGGUCAUAUAACAAUAUUUUAUAUUUUGUUUUAUGAAUUGAUUUUUGUCUUGUUUUUAAUUGUAUCAUUGAUGAUGUAUUUUAAACCAAAGGGAUUAAAUUUUAUAUGUCUAUUUUGUAA
This is a messenger RNA of Chinchilla lanigera (long-tailed chinchilla), 3166 nucleotides long. RefSeq names its product grainyhead-like transcription factor 1 (gene Grhl1). Gene Ontology annotation, biological process: regulation of transcription by RNA polymerase II. Gene Ontology annotation, molecular function: DNA-binding transcription activator activity, RNA polymerase II-specific; RNA polymerase II cis-regulatory region sequence-specific DNA binding. Gene Ontology annotation, cellular component: nucleus. The record is from RefSeq and is a predicted model, not a curated record. NCBI's taxonomy places the organism in Eukaryota, Metazoa, Chordata, Mammalia, Rodentia, Chinchillidae.